This is a messenger RNA of Paramacrobiotus metropolitanus, 1844 nucleotides long. RefSeq lists its product as uncharacterized. The transcript has 5 exons. Bases 427 to 1650 code for a protein of 407 amino acids. Lineage: Eukaryota; Metazoa; Tardigrada; Eutardigrada; Parachela; Macrobiotidae. The record is from RefSeq and is a predicted model, not a curated record.
AGUUUCAGAUACACGGUUAUGAACUUGUGACCCAAAAGAAUAUCAAACAAUGCCACAUUUGCAGCUAUAGAAAAUCAGAACGAUUUUUUGUAACAGUGGCGUGCACUUGAGAUUGCUACCCUACUGCUUGUUUACAGAGAUUUCCGGUGCAGUCACUAUCGCACGUCGACAUGUUGACAUUUCCCUAAUGCACGGAAAGUGGUAAGCAAAUGUUGCAGCUGCUGAGUAACUGAUUUGUUAGCCACGUUCAGCCUGUUUGGCUUUAAUAACACUCCAGACUGUCGUCUGCGCCCUCCACAAGAGAGUUCGACCUGCUUUCCGACAUUCCAUGCAGCUUCCAGCCUUCCGAAACGUGGCGAUAUGACUAACCGACAUUAAUAUUGUGGUUACUGUAGUUAACGGUUAACAUCAGGCGCAACAUCAUUGAUGGUCAGCUGGACGCGAUGCGAUGCACUACCGUAUCGUGUAUGCUCAGAUCCAACAUCUCUGGAAUUAUACGGCGCAACCACUGAUGCGCUAAUUGUCAGUGUAGCUGAUUAUCCGCCCUACAGCUAUGAAUCGCCUCCAGGGUCGCUGUGCUUCUGCGGACUGACCAUUUCUCUGCUCUCUCACAUUUCUGGUCUCCUUGAUCUAAAGUUCGUUCUAGUUCCUGAACGCAGCCCACUCUUCAACACGUCGAAAGAUGGUCCGCCGUUCGACAUCAGCAACCAACGCGCUAACGUCAGCGUAUGUCCGUUAGGUAUUACGCCGGCGCGCUUGGCGGACUGGGAUCUGGUGUCCGUCUACACGGUGCGCACUUACCAGGUGGCCAUCCAUAAAUCGUUGCUCAUCGAAGGCGGCACAGAGUCACUCCUGCACGGUAUUGCCGACAGUUUUGAUGAGUACAGCUGGAUCGGUAUCACCGCGGUGUCGUUGUGGAUUUUGGUUAUUUUCUGGGCCAGCAAUGUCUUGCUCUUCCGCUUGCAACGGCGACCUGAUCAGUUGCAUAGCCCGUCGGUGUGGAAAGCUUUUGGAAAAACGUAUUGGGAAGUUUUUUACAGCGUCAUCAGCCAAGCUGAUAUCAUCAGAUCCAAAUACGUAGCGGCGUACAACAUUGUCGUCCUGGUAUGGUUGUCGUGGGCACUGAUUAUUUUCUACACCAUAAUUACCGCAUCGUUGGCAGCCACGCUCAGCAUUAACCCGACAACACUGCCUUUCGACAGUCCCGAGUCUUUUCUGCAGUCCGACUAUAUCUUGGUAUCACGUCCGAUGGAUUCAUUUCAAAGAGACGCCGUACAGAAAUUCACCUCCAAGGUUGUCAUACACGAAACCAACAAUUCUGAUGCAUACUUGUAUGACCUCGCCGCCGACACCAGCCGGCAGAAAGUGGCGGUUACCUGUAUUUUUGUGGAUAGUUCGGGAUGCAGCGAUCGAGGAUUGGUGCCGGCUUUCGAUUUGGGGAUUAAACGAUGGGUGUCAUUGAUACAAAUGCGGAAGAAUACCUCGAUAGUUCCUGGUUUUAAUUCAAGAAUAUUGCGCCUGAUGCAAUGUGGUGUUCCGCAGCAUCUGAUGGAGUUACAUCGAGUGACCUCUUACCACGAUAAAGAAGCGGCGAUUAAACCUACGAAAAGGAACAAGGGACGCAAACGAGGUCGCGUAUGUUAUAACUAACACUAGGCUGCACCGAGUCUUUUACUGCGUUGCUGCUCUACUGUUGUUGUCCCUUGUACUCUUUUUGUACGAAAUGCGAAAUUGUUCAUCAUGUUUAUCAUGUUCUUGCUGGACACUGUUUUUCCUUUUACGGACCACGUAACCUUCUUUCAGUUCAUUCAGCAAGCGGGAGUGUUGUACGACUCAGAGUAAUG